Aethalodelphis obliquidens (Pacific white-sided dolphin) is the source of this 1400-nucleotide messenger RNA. It is a transcript of the gene ERICH2, whose product is annotated as glutamate rich 2. The transcript is spliced from 5 exons. Bases 889 to 1323 code for a protein of 144 amino acids. The record is from RefSeq and is a predicted model, not a curated record. Lineage: Eukaryota; Metazoa; Chordata; Mammalia; Artiodactyla; Delphinidae.
UGAUAUGCAGUCAGGUGGGAUCCAUGGGUAUACAUUACAUAAAAUGAUAAUGAUAGGGUAUUCAAUUUUAGAAUGAAUUGAAAUACCUGUGAAAGCAUGAACAAGUUCCACCUAUUCAACAAUGGUUUACUGAGUGCCAGGCACUUGUUUAGAAGCUGUGGAUAUAAUAGUUAGCAAAUGGCCAAGAUCCUUGCCCUUAUGGAGUUCACAUAGAUAGCCAACUAUUAAACACUAAUAAUAAACACAAAUAAGACAGCCAUAUAUAAAUAAAUGGCACCUGGAGGAGGGAGAACUAUCUUAGAUCUAGGGAUCAGGAAACCUCUCUCAUGAUACUCAGUGUUUGUGAAUUGAAUGAGUUCCUGUGACAUCACAUAAAGUUCUUAAUUCCCUAUUAUGACCAUCCCUGAUGACACCAGUGUGAUGAGUCGGUGAACAGGGUGGGUACACACUGGAAGAUUAGAGUGGUUAUGAGCCGACGGAGACUGUAAAGGAAACAGGUAGAUAGACUGAAUAGCCCAGGCAUCCCACUCUUGGAAGGACUUGUUAUCCCUUUUGAGGAUAGAUAGUACCUUUUGCUUAGAGUGAGGAGUUUUCCCAGCUUUUUCUUUUUUUGGCCUGCUUUUUCUUAACAUUGUCUUCUCUCAACCUUCCUAGAUUUCCUCAUUUUCUUCUUUCUAACACCAGUGUUUCUACAUUAUUUAGAGUAGCUCAUGGCCACACUCCCAUCAAAGAAGACACCUCAAGACUUCCCACACACUCAAAGUCUUACAAGAAGGGGAUGAUGUAGCACAAGUUAAGGUUGAAACUGAAAUUCAUCUGUAGAGCCAAAAAACUGGGCAAACUCAGUAGUGUUUCCCAAAGAGAUAAUUUUAGGAAACAGAGGGUGAAAUGAGCAAAAAUGUAGUCAUUACAGAGCAGGAGAAAAAUAAUGAAUAUUCCCCUGAGGAUACUGAUGACAAGUUGUCUGAAUCAACAGAUGAUGAUGGUGAGGAUGAUACCAAUGAUGAAGAUAAUGAGGAAGACAGUAACCCUAAUAAGGAUACUCAUGCCCCAUUAGAGUUAAUGACAGAAUUCCUGAGAUCAGAAAUGGGCCAAGACUACCAUUUGGCAAAAAAAUUAUGUCAGAAGAUCCUAAUCUAUGAACCAGAAAAUCCUGAGGCCAAGGAGUUUUCCUCACUUAUUGAAGAAAUGCUGCUGAUGGAGAAAGCUCAAAAUCUGGAGGAAGAUGAUGAAGAGAGUGAAGAGGACAGUAGUGGUGAGAGUGAAGGGGAGAGCAGUGAGGAUCCAAGUGAAGAAAGCUCUGAUGAAUGUGAAGAUGGGUGAUGACAGUUGCUGCUAUAGUUUAAUCUUCGUGUAUGUUCAUUACUGUAUACUAUGGAAAUACAAAGAAGAGAGCUGCA